AUGGACCGUAACUCAGUGAGGAAGAAGUCCUUGGGACUCGAUGUGCCCCGCACUUCAGCGAACGAGUCGCCGCCCGGCAUUGCGGCGCUGUUCGUGAUUCACUUCGAUAUCAAAGCUGGGUACAUGGUGACAUGGAAACGCACUAUCCCCGGUGUCGAGGUUGAGGGAGCCGUUGAAUACAAGUCUCUGCCCUCGGGCCUACAUAAUGUCUCGGAAGAUUUAGUGUAUUUCGUUCACGAGCAAUAUGCUGGCAUCAGCGCAUUCGUCAACCAACCUGCCGAAGAAUCGGAGCGCAAUGCAAAGAUGUUUGCAAUUGGGGUAUUGGUACCGCUGAGCUCCGGGAGGCUAGGCAAAAGCUGGCGACAUGCACCUAAAUUGAAGGAACUCGCACAGACUUACUGUGAGGAUGUAUCUGAUACGGAUAAAUUGUUGGAGUACUGGGAGACCUACGAGUUAUCCACAAACGAUACUUCAGCAGCUCCCGAUUCGCCGCUCGAAUCACCUCUGAGUUUCCGAGUGAGGGCCCAAGGCGACCGACCGGAUCCUCUACAGCGAAAACGAGCCAUCAGCGAUGCGAUCGUGCUAGAAACGUCCAGGCCGGCCCUGACGCCUUUCCAUCCUGCUUCGUCACUUCCUGAAUUUCUCGACUCGUUCGGUCCCCUAUUAUUCCCGUUGUAUAGAGCGGCACUAUUGCGCAAAAGGGUUCUUUUCAUGGCGGAAGCGCCGGUACAAAUACCAUGCAGUUAUGUGUAUGACUUGUCUUUGCUGGCCUCAUUACCAAACUCCCUCCUCCCAUUACUCCCCUCAGAUGGAAUACCGUCCCUCCGACCUCGUGCACUUUUUAAUGUCGGGGUAUAUGAUAUACCAUAUCUCUCCUCCUUCGUGGGGCCUUCUCCUGAAUCUGGGUGGGACAAUGCUUGGAUUGCAUGCAGCACAGAUAGCGUUCUGAGCAUGAAACCCGAACUGUUCGAUGUCCUUGUCACGCUGCCCCCACCUUAUUCAAAAAAUGCCGCGGAUAAGGCCUACCCGACUGUAUCUGUAUCCUCACCCUUAGCGGACAAGAGAAACCCGCAACGCACAGAAAUAAAAGCCACCCAACGCGAUGUACGGCGGUACACAACCCUACGCAAGGGCUUGCACCGCGUAUUUAGCGACGAAGAGACCCGGACCGAAGAUACCAGCGGCGAUGGAAACUCGGAUGCGUCGUCAACAUUCUCUUCCAGCCCUAUUGUCGAACCGUUAUCGUGGACCCGACUAGCCUACACUUCCUUCAUCUGGUGGGCAUCGGCCGGUGAAAAACGCGACGGAUUUUCCCAGGAGGAGGAAGAGGAACAUGAAGUUGAACAGGAUGCGCGCCUCCUUGCGAGCGUAGACAGCCUCCCUAGCCCUCCUUCUGGCUCUACUCGACGACGAACCAUGCAAACCGGACCAGCACCUACGCAACCGCCCGAAAUCGCUCUUGUCGCCUACUUCCGUCAACUAACUACCCAAAUAUUCGCCACACUCUCAGACGUGAUUGCACGACAAGACGACCAGAACGAUACCCACCCAGGGAUCGACGCCGCUAUCCCGUAUCAAGAUGAAGCAGACAACACUGAAAAUGUCGAUGAUACAGUCGUCAACACACAGGCCCCCAACGAGGAAGAUGAAUCCAUCUCCCCACUCCUAGAUCACAACCAACACUCGAAUCCAGAGACCCAAAUCCCCGAUAAGGACGCAGUUACGAUCAGCGCAGAAGACAUGGCUGAGAUGGGCCUGGACACGUGGAGCGCGGCGGAUCGGAUCUUCAUAGAAGAGCUUGUUCGCACCUGGUGGGGUCGGGAUGCCUACGUUGAUAGUGCUCGGAUCAGAUGCUGUGGGAUUUCUAUCAUUUAA
Molecule: messenger RNA, 1875 nt
Organism: Aspergillus puulaauensis
Lineage: Eukaryota; Fungi; Ascomycota; Eurotiomycetes; Eurotiales; Aspergillaceae
Exons: 6
Coding region: 1-1875 (624 amino acids)
Cellular component (GO): lipid droplet
Source: RefSeq, a predicted model, not a curated record